Molecule: messenger RNA, 5625 nt
Organism: Bicyclus anynana (squinting bush brown)
Lineage: Eukaryota; Metazoa; Arthropoda; Insecta; Lepidoptera; Nymphalidae
Product: transmembrane protein 68
Exons: 7
Coding region: 506-1759 (417 amino acids)
Cellular component (GO): membrane
Molecular function (GO): acyltransferase activity
Source: RefSeq, a predicted model, not a curated record
AUUUACGUUAAUAAUUAAAAAAAAAACUUUCGUGCAACGUUCAAAACAGCACUCAUUCCUGUCAGGUUACGUUACUUCGAUGGUUCUCAUAACUCAGCAAUUUCUAAACUUGGGAUUAUCAUAUUUUAAAAAUCGAAUUCGGUAACGAGAAACGAGAAGAUAGAGCCGGAUAGAAUUUUAAAAUUCGAAUAAAAGCAGCUUCCAUUUUUUUUAUCUAUCGACUCGGCCGUUGGAAUUAUCUGAACAUAAUAAUUAUAAUUAUAUGCUGACCCUUGCCUAGUACAGCAAUAAUACUUUCGUUGACAUUUUACCAUCAUUCUCGAUCGCGACUUCGAGUGAAUCAUACGUAUUGUAUUAUAUAUUUUUUUAAUUUCAUCGACGUUCGCCGAUGCAUAGGUAGACGCAAUCGCUCGGCAGAAUCGGUGAAUUUUUAAUCUGUGCCGGUCACCGGGUUAUCGGUGCGUUUUUUUUUUCGUUUGGAAAAUAAAUAACUUUUUUUUUAAUCAUGGUGGAGAAUCAGUGUAAGGCUAGGCCAGUGAAAGCUUAUUACAUAAUGUGUGAUUUGCUGAAAAAGUUAGAUUCUGAAGCGACGAACGAUGUCGUUAAGCUAGCGACGGCAGUUGCCGGCUUCUAUAUUGGCGUUUUUUAUCUUGAAUACGUGGACACGGAGUACAGCCUGUGGCUGACGUGGUUCCUGACGCCGGUGAUGGUCACGUUCCUGCUGCCCGCCGUCAUCAUCGUGCUCAUCUACGCCAGCAGCAUCAUAUUCCAUCUCUACAGGCUCUACAGGUUACGGAUAGUAGAUGGCGUGCACAGUGACUGGAGACACGCAGCGCGGCUCGCUGUGUGCGCGCUGUGGGACGCACACGGCUGGCUGUGGCACGGCUACGACAUACGAGGCUUCGAGAACAUACCGGACGGGCCGUUCCUGCUGAUCUACUACCACGGCGCGCUGCCCAUUGACAUGUACUACUUCACGGCGCGCAUGCUGCUCUUCAAGCGGCGGCUGAUACACACGGUGGCGGACCGGUUCCUCUUCAAGAUACCCGGGUGGGCGGCGCUCCUGGAAGGGUUGUGCGUGAUCCCGGGCACGGUGCAGACGUGCGCCGGGGUGCUCCGAGCGGGCAACCCGCUGGCCAUCUCCCCCGGAGGCGUGUACGAGGCGCAGUUCGGAGACCACUACUACAGGCUCAACUGGAAGUCCAGGAUUGGGUUCGCCAAAGUCGCUUUGGAAGCUAAAGUGCCCAUAGUGCCGAUGUUCACGCAGAACGUUCGCGAAGCAUUCCGCACGGUGGGCUGGUUGCGCGGCAUAUGUCUGCGCAUCUACGCCGCCACGCGCGUGCCGCUCGCGCCCGUGUACGGGGGCUUCCCCGUCAAGCUCGUCACGCACCUGGGGCCCGCCAUACCGUACGACCCCGCGCUGACGCCCGAGCUGUUGCAGAAGAAGGUAAUACUGUACAAUAUGUCUGCGCAUCUACGCCGCCACGCGCGUGCCGCUCGCGCCGGUGUACGGGGGCUUCCCCGUCAAGCUCGUCACGCACCUGGGGCCCGCCAUACCGUACGACCCCGCGCUGACGCCCGAGCUGUUGCAGAAGAAGGUGGCGGAUGCAAUCGAAAACUUAGUAGAAGAACACCAAAGGGUACCCGGCAGUAUACUCCUAGCUCUCAUAGAGAGAAUACACGAGAUGCCCAAAAAAUCUACCGCAAAAUCCAUAGCCCAUACAAACGGCAGCUGCCAGAACGGCAUCAAAAAGACUGACGAUAGUUUAAGUGAAAAGUGCGAAAGUGACAAAGCGAAAGUGUCAUAAUGUAAAAUCAAAAUGACUUUUGUGAUUUUAUGAAUUUAUUGAUAUGUAAUUUAAGGUACGUUCAAACACAUCAAACACCGAUCAACAAAUAUAACAACAAAUCACUAUAAAUGUUGUAGUGUAAAUUAUAUUAAAUAUUCGUUUGUCGCCAAAAAUCUCGAAUAUGUACUGAAUAUAUUUUUGUUAUAGAAUCAGAUGUGGUACAAAUUUGUUGCCAAUAUUAGAGGUAGCAAUAUUGACAUAAUAGUCUAACAGUAACAAAUACAAACCAGAAUUGGGGGCGUCACAACUGCUUUUUAGCAACAUGUGCUUAUAGCAUAGGAUCCGUGGAAUAUUUUUUACAAUUGAUUGCUAUCGAGGUAAUUUUUAUUACCUGGUGACCCAGUUAGCUACCAGAAUCAAGAAUUUGUGAAUAAAAAAGUUGAGCGUCUCAUCAAGAUGAAGCUACUCACGGAAAAUUAACUUAACUUGAAAAUCAAUUGUAAAAAUGUUCCCCAGAUCCUGGACUAUUAGUUUGGUAGUAGAAGAAAUUAAUUUCUUUUAUAUCCGCAACAUGAUGAAGUUUUUUUAUUUUCAUUCUGGUCAGUCUGUCUGUCUAUACGCCAUAAAAAGGACAAAAAUCUUAGACGCUUAAUUAAAAUUGUUGUAUGUAUACCGAAUAAAUCUCGCUGCGUACAUGUCCUUCAUAUUCAUAAACAUAGAUUGACUUUUAAAUCUCAAUUUCCUUCAAAGUAAACUGGACCUUAUCACUACUGUAUAAGGUUCAUUUUACUCUGAAAGAAAGAAAAACACAUUUAUAUUAAAAAUUGUGCGACACUUAAUACCUUGAGGUUUAAACCCUAAUCCAUAUUUAUAAAUAAGGCUGUGGCAGUUUUCAUUUUUAUUGUUUCAAGUGGGUUCCUUUAACCUAAUUAUAUAAGUAAAUUUAAGCGUCCCUCCGCUAACUGGACUAUUGUCAUACCCACCUAUAACGUCUUUCCGACUAAUUGGAGGGAAAUGGGGUUGGUAAUAUCUAAAAAAAGGCAACUAUUCUUUAAAAAAAAGACUACUCAAUCGGUUUAUAAACGCGGAAAAUUUGCUAAUACAAAUAAUUGAGCAGAUAAAAAAAUAAUCUAUCGAUUUUGGAUACAUUAACAACAUUAAGUUUAUUGUCAAUUUACCUGUAAAAUACAAUUGUAUGUUAUUUUUGUACAAAUUAAGCAUUUUUUUUUUUUAAUAAUUUUAUUACAACUGGCAUGUUUGUCGAAUAUUUAUAAUUUAUCCAUGCAGAUAAAUCACAAUAUCGAUGAAUUUUAAUAAUUUUAUCGAUGUACAUUUUUAGGUUAUGUAUUUUUAAAUUACAUAGCUGGUUUAAAAUACUUACUUAAGUUCUACAAUAACUUAAUGCAUUUUUAUCAUAUAAUAACAAUAUUUUUAUGUCAAAAUCAGAUUUACGAUGCACAACUAGUUAGAUACGCUUAAGGCAUUUAUGGCAGUGACUUGCAUUAAUAAAUUCGACUUGAUUAGGUAUAUAUUAGGUAAAUGAAAUGGAAAAUUUCCUGUCCAAGCUCAUAAUGAGACACAGGGUAAGCAGUGCAUUGUGGCAUCUAUGGAUUGUACGCAUAGAUGCGUUCUAUGGAUGCGCACGCAGAAAGAGAGAGUGAAAAACAUGGUGGUGUAUUAAUAAUUUAAAUACAUACACUUAUGAGGAAGAAAGUCUGAAAGUGUUGCCAGCGACAGAAAAGUUGAGGAAUAAAAGUCAUCAGAAAAAUGAUAAAAUUACAAGUGGAUAUACCCCUUCAAUAAGAUUUAUUUUAAUAAGAUUAAGCCCAAAAAAGAGAUGGUCGGAGUGUGUGAACUAGGUGCGUUAAAGCAGAUGAAGGAAUGAACUUAAGGGAAUUAGGAAAAGGAAAUGAGAUGAUGACAUGUUUUACUUUGUGUCAAAUACUAAAGCUUGCAAUGGGGCCGGACUGAUAGGUUCUGGGUUCGAUCCCACUGCACUAUUGUUGUUUAGUUUCUCUAACUAAUUGGAUGUUAAUGGGAAUAUUGGUCAUAUUAAGAAAAAUAUGACCAAUAUUCUUAAUUUAAAAAAAAAAUCUUUUUACUGUCCUAAAGGACCUCAGACAUGGCUUACUAGGUGUGCGUUACAUAGCAAUGUUAGAUUAUGGUAGUUUGAUUCUGCUUAACCAACUUUAAUGAACUUUAUUAUGUACUAUGUAGAUAUCAAUAUUUUAUUUUUUAUAUAAGUAGAAAUUUAUAAAUUAAUAUAAAAAUAAAACAUUUUUGUAUAAAGUAUACUGUAGAAACGUGUUUGUAACAGUGUUUUUGGAAGUAGCUUUCGUCAUAAAAAUGUUUAAUAUCAGUGUAUGCAUUUAUUUAUUUAAGUAUUUAUUAGUGACUAGCGGACACCCGCGACUUCGUCCGCGUGACCCUACCACGCGACGGCGACGGAAGCUUAAAAAAUGGAGUAUCUUCUCCCAUUUUCUCAACAUUUCCCUUCACUGCUCUGCUGCUAUUAGUCAUAGCGUGAUGAAAAGUAUACUAUAACCUGCCCAUGAGUAUAAAGAAUAAUUGUACCAAGUUUCGUUAAAAUCCGUCGAUUAGUUUUUGUUUCUAUAAAGAACAUAGAGACAGACAGACAGACAAAAAUUUUACUGAUUGCAUUUUUGGCAUCAGUAUCGACCACUAAUCACCCCCUGAUAGUUAUUUUGAAAAUAUAUUUCAUGUACAGAAUUGACCUCUCUACAGAUUUAUUAUAAGUAUAGAUUAAACGAAUCUGUGGGUGAAGCUCUGUCAUAGUUAUGUGAGUCGCUUCAUUGGAAGAUUUAAUUUCACAAAGUAGUCCCUUUAAACGGAGCUAAAAGUACAAUAAUAAAAAUAUAAUAUGUGUGCUUGUAUAUUUUUUAGGUCUUUCCAGUGUGUGAAUACCUACUGAAUAAAAUUGAUAGCGUCAUAUAAUUCUCCAGGAUUCCAACUACUAGUGAAAUUAGUUUUAGUUUGUAUUUAAAAGGUUUUAAUUUAUUUAAAAUUAAUCUACUGUCUACUUAUCUACAUCGUAUACGUCUUUGACGAGUUGCAAUUAAGUAAUUCUAAGGAAUUUUUCAAAUGGAUUAUUGUUAAAAAUAAAAAAUAAAUGUCUUACUCUGUUACAAAAUAAUGUUGCCAUCAGUUAAAAGUGGAAAUCUCGAUGGAAUUUGUUUGAAUUUCGAUACAAGUAGUAAAAUACUAUUCAAGUUUCGGAUAUCGAAAUAACACUGCCAUGUUGAGAAAGAGAAUAUUUAAUUUUGCGAAUUAGAAUUUUGCUUAAAUAUUUCUGGCGCCUGCUGGAGCAUUUCCUUAACAAUGAUAGAUACAUACGAGUAUAAUUCGCUAUAAAUCAUGUAUCAUUUAAUAAUAUUUAAUAUUAAUCGUUUAUUUUUAGUUAAUUAUAAGACGUACUUUUAAGACGCUGUGAUCUAUUUAAAAGAUAUUAAGUUAUGUCCACUAACUUUCGUUAACAUCAUGACAUGGAAAUAUAUGAUGAUGUCAAUGUCCACAAGUUUCUAAUUAGGUCUUACCCAUUCUGCAAACAGCCAAAAUGUAUUGCCAUAUUUUAAUACAUAGAUAUAUACCGAAUUACCUAAGUAUAUAAUUUUAAUUGCAUUAAAUGUUUCAUGAUAAUAUAUGCCACAUAUCUUCUCGUGUAUAUUUUUGGAACAUAGAUAUAGUGAGUUUCGCUUUAGGUGCUAGAUUGAUGAUAUUGUAGUUUUAUAUACUUGAUAUACUUAAAUUAACAGAUAAUAUAUUGUAAUAUUAUGAAUUAAAUUUUAAGGAAAUAUAUAAAUAUAUUUUUAAAUUA